UAAGCAGUCGGUAAUGUUUACCAGUGCUUCUGAAACGAUUUUCAAGCUCUUGAUUGUGCUCUACGGCCUUCAGCAUAUAGAAGGUUGUGCGCUUAAGUGCUUAAAUGGCGGCACGCUUUUAGGAUCAUGUAAGAGAUGCAAAUGUGCUCCACAGUGGACCGGAGAUAACUGCACAGAACCAUGUGGUGGUAUUGUAUCUUCUCUAACUGGCCACGUAGAGUCGUAUGGGUUUCCAAUGUACCACAGAAACAACGAAAACUGUAGUUGGAUUGUUGAUGCCUCUUCUAAUUCUACCGUCAUUCUUUCGUUUAAAUCAUUAAACUUGGAAAAUGGCUUUGACUUUGUGUACGUGUACAAAGGAAAAACUACCGAUUCUCAACUAGUUGGAGCAUACACCGGCAAUGAGGCUCCAUAUGAAGCAAUAGUGGAGAGUCCGUUUCUAAUAGUAUUUUUGACUGACAGGUUCGUCGUCAAGAAAGGGUUUUCAUUGUAUUGGAAAACAUAUCGAGGUUUAAUUCCCAGAUUUAUGGAUGGUAACCACUUCCAUAAAACGGUUGCAAAGGACAGCAAAGUCAAUUUAAUGUGCAAUGCUAUUGCAGUUCCUGAACCUAAAAUUGUGUGGAGAAAAGAUGGAACUGUAAUUGCUGCAAGCAAAAUAACGAAAGAUGGAAAUGAGCUUGUCCUCUAUCGUGUUAACGAAGCAGACGCCGGCUGGUACACGUGUGAAGCAGGAAACUACUUGGGAACUACACAGCGCAGUUUUCAACUCACAGUACAUGUAUUUCCCGUAAUAAUUGAAAAUCCUGCAAGCAUUAGCUUCAACUAUUUCGUUAACGGCAAUCUCCAAGCGGCAUUUUGGUGCAAAGCGUACGGAAUACCUGAACCUACUAUAAACUGGAAAAAAAACGGAGUUCUAAUACAAAGAACAAAAGCCUCAUUUAUUAAUACAAACCGAUGGCUCAUUAUUAGUCGGGUAACAUACGCUGACUUGGGAAGCUACUCUUGCCAUGCCACCAAUUUGCUAGGGCAAGCGGACUCGCUUCAUGCAACUUUAUCUGCUGUACGACAUGCUGAUCAUACUUUCUCAUUUGAGCUAUUGAAAUUUGAACACACUCCAACCGUUGUUAUCUAUCGUCCUAGUUACAUGUAUUUACGUUACAAUGGCAGCAACAGCAGCCUAGACUUCAGAGUGUACAGAAAUGGAAUCCAUGUCAACCCUUCAACUAAUAGAAGAUUCACGUCCUCGUAUUCGAAAAAUCAUUUUCUAUUAAAUAUGUCAUUUGUGACAACAGCAUAUGAAGGAAUAUACGAACUUAGGUCUGUCGUCUCUAAAAUUUCUUUCUUUACUGUCAUGGAUGUUCUGGUUCCUCCCACUACAUUCAUCAUGACUAAGAAGGAUGAUUUAACAACAUUUUAUGUCCCAACUACUAUAUCCUGUUACUCCGAAAUGGCUCAUCCAAAGCCAAUGUUUACGUGGUACAAAAACGGUGUGGCUAUUAAUAACACUUGGGUUGGGCAUAAAAUUUAUCAAGACAACAUGAACAGUUAUCUCAUGGUAAAUUACAAAGGAACUGACCAAAAUGCUAACGAGUACAACUGCAGAGCAAGUAACGUUGCAGGAUCGAGUAAUGCAUGGUAUAGACUAACCGUUCCAGUAAUCGACGGUUGGAUAAAAAUUAACAGAGGGUCGAAUUGUAAUGCAUCUUGUGGAUCGCAGUAUAGCACGACACUUGUGCAAAAGAAAUGCGUCAUUAGUGGAGUACGAUGUGAUGGACCAUCAAUAUAUUUGGAAGCAUGUCAACCAAACACUGACUGUUCAACAAAUGAUACAAGUGGUGACGCUACCAGUUCAGAUGAAAAUGUAAUUGCGACAGGUCGUACACUAGACAGCGGAAAUUCUGAAAGUUCUCCAAUGCCUUCUCAAAAAUCAGUGCUAACAAACUAUGCUGUUACCAUAGAUACAAGUGGUUACGCUACCAGUUCAGAUGAAAAUGUAAUUGCGACAGGUCGUACACUAGACAGCAGAAAUUCUGAAAGUUCUCCAAUGUCUUCUCAAAAACCAGUACUAAGCAGUGAUUCAGGACAAGGCAUGUCUACCGGUGUCAUUAUUGCAGUUUCCGCAGUAGCCGCAGCGAUCUUUACGGCCCUUACCUGCGCAGUUGUGUUCUUUUUUGUUCAAAGACGAUCGAAACAAAAGCAAGAUAUAUAUGUUAAUGCGAUUGAGCUUCCAAAGAUAGAGCAAAUGGAAGAAAACAAGUCUUACGUUCGUAAGCAUUGUUUAUCUGAAAGGCCAGAAGCGAUCUAUACCGAACCUGACUUGAAUGAUCACUAGUAGAAACUAUGAGACAUGCAUAACUUUUAGUUCAUGCAUGCAUAAUUUUGUUUGCACGUACUUAGUUUGUGCGUUUUCGCAUAAAUCUGAUAUGUAAUUAGCAGGGAUGUGUUGUCAGUGAUACAAGAGCAGGCAUAUAUCAAGUUUUCAAAUUUCUAUAGUGACUGAUUGAAGCUAAUUAAAUACAAAGACUUUCUAAGUUAAUAAUAAAAAAUUUGAA
Molecule: messenger RNA, 2552 nt
Organism: Corticium candelabrum
Lineage: Eukaryota; Metazoa; Porifera; Homoscleromorpha; Homosclerophorida; Plakinidae
Product: hemicentin-1-like
Exons: 12
Coding region: 14-2332 (772 amino acids)
Biological process (GO): dendrite self-avoidance; axon guidance; homophilic cell-cell adhesion
Cellular component (GO): plasma membrane; axon
Molecular function (GO): cell-cell adhesion mediator activity
Source: RefSeq, a predicted model, not a curated record